Messenger RNA from Pichia kudriavzevii, 1377 nucleotides. RefSeq lists its product as uncharacterized. The record is from RefSeq and is a predicted model, not a curated record. The transcript has a single exon. Bases 1 to 1377 code for a protein of 458 amino acids. NCBI's taxonomy places the organism in Eukaryota, Fungi, Ascomycota, Pichiomycetes, Pichiales, Pichiaceae.
AUGACUUCGGAACAAGAUAGAAAUUCAACCCCAGUUAACUUGGAGAAUAUCAAUGCUUACGGUGUGGAAUCAUAUAAGAAAGAGUAUAUUCAGAAUCUCUUAGCACCUUUAUUAGAUACACCCAUCAAAAGCGUUGAAGAGUUGAUUUCCCAAGGCAAUAAAAUAACAUCUCAAUUGAAUAACCUAAACGGAUUUCAGUCUGUUAGCUUGAAAUUCGACGUCAGUAACUCUAAAAGUGUUGAAGUUAAUGCGUUGAAUGAAAAAUUAGUUAACGUUAUUGGAACCAUUGAAGCAGUACCAUUGAAGAAAAGUGCAUUGUCUGUUAGGACUAUUCAUAGUGACCUGGACCAUGCAGUUGAACUGGCGUACUUAAAUAGAAAUGCUUUAGGCCGUGGUGAAUUUUUUCAAGCAAGUUCCUAUCUGAACUUUUUGAAUAUGACCAAAAAUGUGGAUAUUCUAGCAUCAACCCCAAUAUUAGAUACCUCAUUUAGACUAUUUGGUCAUUUAAAUGUGUCCAAGACUGCAGACAAGUUGUUCAAAUCAAGCUCACAAGCGGCAACUUCUGCCGAGCUUGGUUUUACGAAGCAAAAGUUCUGCAAACAUGCAAACUCUUUAUCAACCAUUUCCGGUGGUCUAAACCUGGUUAAUAGAUCGAUCAAUAAAAUUGAAGAUUCAGCCAAUGACGAAAUCAAAACAUAUGCUGGUGAUUCAUUGAAGGAAUCUGUUUUUUUCAACUUGACUUCCUCAAAUAUGAAAUAUUUAUCAAAGUCCAAUUGUACAUUGCCACUAAAUGGUUAUUCUUUAUCCUUAACAAAUGAGAUUGCCGGAUUUCCACAAUUACUUGACGAUUCGCAAGUCGAACAAAGUUUAGUGGGUGAUAGACAGGACCAAUACUAUAAACUUUGUCUUGGAUUUGAUUAUGCUAAACCAAUUUUUAAUAAUAACUUAUCAGUGUCAUCUAAUUUGAAAUUUGGCUCGAUUUUCAACUUAGCAAAAGAUGAAACUGUUAAUUUUCAGGAUAAGUUUUAUCCCAAAGUAUCCGGACAUUUUAACCCAGUAAUGCCAUCUAAGUCUAUUGGUGCUGGAUCUUUUUUGAGCUAUAACUUUGAUGCUUAUACCAAAGUUGGUUUUGUUGACAUUAAGGAGCCUUUGAGACUUUAUGCUUCAGUGAAUGGUGCUUCUUCAGCAAACGUGUCAAACGGCUUGGAAAAAAACGAGAUGCUACAGUUGACAAAAGAUUGGAAACACGGAUUAGACUUCGGACUACUAUAUACUAAUGGUAAUGCCAACGCAAAACUAUUCUGGAGGAAACCAAUUGGUAUUUCCAAUGAUUUUGGUAAGUUUGGUUUUGAAGUCGACAUCAAUGGUCAAUGGUAG